Phascolarctos cinereus (koala) is the source of this 4672-nucleotide messenger RNA. It is a transcript of the gene SRFBP1, whose product is annotated as serum response factor binding protein 1. Gene Ontology annotation, biological process: maturation of SSU-rRNA. The record is from RefSeq and is a predicted model, not a curated record. Gene Ontology annotation, cellular component: nucleus; 90S preribosome. Lineage: Eukaryota; Metazoa; Chordata; Mammalia; Diprotodontia; Phascolarctidae.
UCCCGGAACCCUUUUUACCGGCUCGCUUAGGUCGGUCUGGAAAUCACUAGGCUUGGGCCUAAAGAGCCUCCCUCCGUAGCCAGGAGGGCCCACUGCGCACGCGUGCUGGUGUCCCGUUGGGUUUUCCUGGGGAGCGUGUCGGGGCAGUGCCGGUGAAGCGGCAUGUCAGCGGGAGACUCGGACUCCGCGCCAUCGUCCGCAGCUGUGGCUGCGCCCGGGUCUGGGGGCUUCCCUAUGGCUCAGACGGGAGUCCUAAACCUCAAUAACGAGGUGGUGAAGAUGAGAAAAGAAGUGAAGAGGACUCGAGUUUUGGUUAUUCGCAGGCUUACCAGGCGUAUCACCAAACUGAAGUCAAAAAAAGGUACUGAAGAUAUAUUAUCCAAAAAUCAAAGACGAACACAGCGAUUACUCGAGGAAAUUCAUGCCAUGAAGGAAGUAAAGCCUGAUGAAGUAACUAAAUCUGCUCUUGACGAUGAUAUCAGCUUUGAAAAAAUCUGCAAAAAGCCAGAUUCUACGGCAACUGAAAGAGCAAUUGCUAGACUAGCUACGCAUCCAUUACUGAAGAAGAAAAUAGAUGCAUUGAAAGCUGCUGUCAAAGCAUUUAAAGAUUCAAGACAGAAUAUUACUGAAAUUGAAUCAUUGAAGGAUUCUUCUGAAGAAAAUUACAGUGAGGACACAGGAGUAAAGCAGAGCUCUCCUGACAAUUUGAAUAAAUUCGAGCACCAAGAAAGUACAGUAAAAAAGGAAGAAAAUGUUAAAAUGUUAUCAAAGAAGCCAAACACACUUGAAAAACAAAUUGGUAAGAUGGCAGACAAGCAGAAAAUAGGUAUUCCUCCACCUAUGGCAUUAAAACCUUCUCAGGAGCCUUCUCUGAAUGCUUUUGAAACCCGAAAUACAGAUAGGAAAAAUCUUGCCAUCACCAACAAGACAAAUGGAACAAAAAUUUCUACCAUCAUCACUAAUGAUAGCAGUGAUGUGAAAGAACAGAGUGAAGAAGAGAAGGAAUAUUUUGAUGAUAGCACAGAAGAAAGGUUUUAUAAACAGUCUUCGCUGUCUGAAGAUAGUGAUAGUGAUGAUGAUUUCUUUAUUGGGAAAGUUAAGAGGACCAGAAAGAAGGAAAAUAGCUGCUGUUCUUCAGUUAAGGACCAAAAGACUUCCAAAAAAGUGUCACCUGAAGAAGAAAAGCUUGAGAAACUGGGGAGUAUGGAGAAAAUGAGGCCAACUACAAAAGCCAGGAGGCUAGAAUCAACAUUUUUUUCUUCUUUAUCUGAAUCCAGAAGGACAAGAAGAAAUGCCAGAGAACAGUUUCCUCAAAACAGAAUUCCAGCUUUUCAACAAAACGAGCCUAAGAUCAAGAAUCACCUUGACAGGAGUAUGUAUACAAGGCCUGAAAAUAAGAAGCAGCAAUUACAGCAGCCGCUUCAUCCUUCUUGGGAAGCAAGCCGGAAACGAAAAGAACAGAUGUCUAAAAUUGCAGUAUUUCAAGGGAAAAAAAUUACAUUUGAUGAUGACUAGUGGUUUUCUUUUUUUUUUUCUUUUGGUGAAUUUUUACAUUAGUUAAAAAGAUUCCCCUAUUUGUAUGAUCUAUUUUAGAUAAUUUUUACUUUUUAUUUUUGUCUCUUUUUUGUCUGAAUACUUUUAGGAAGCAAGAGGUUUUUUUUUCCUAUUUUAAUUCCAGUAACUUUAUAAGUGAGUUUCUGUACAUAUAUAUGGUGUACAUCUGUUAAUUAAAUUGCAUUUUAAAAUAAUUAUUACUAUAAUAAUGCCUGUAAGAAAAUAAAAUAUCAUGUUCUUGAAAAGUCUUCAUUACCUAACAUUUUGCCAUUUCAUAUUUAAAAAUAUUUUUGCAUUGUACUUUUUAUCUCAGAUUAUACUAGUUUUAGUCAUCAUAAAACAGUUUUUAAAAGUUAAUCCUGUUAUCAAAACUAAAAAUAUCAAAGUUGUCAUAUCCAUGUAAUUAAUGUUAACAUAUUAUACUUUGAGGAAGUUAAAAAUGCAAUCCAUAUUUUUUAUUUCUUUUGGUUUUUCUGUGGUGUUCAGGAUUGCACUCCAAACACUUUAGAUAAACAUUUGAAUCCAAACCAAAAAAAAAUGUUUCCUUUAAUUUUUAAACUCAUCAACAGUAAGUUUCUUUUAAUUCAGAAAUCCAUUGCAUAUAACUAAUGGGCCAUAUCCUCUUAGAAAAACAUUCACUGAGGUACAAUAUAAUAGGAGGUAAAUUUCAGAAUAGAUUAAAAUUAGAUAAUUGCUUCCGCUUUCAAGUUGGCCAGGGACAGACUACUGAGAUUACUCGCUAAGAAAGGUACUACUACUGAAAAUGCUACAAGUUUUAUUUUUUAAUAGGAAACCCCCACCCCCAAAAAAUGCCUUAAGGAUUUUUUUUCUCCUCUCAGCUGGGAGAAAUUAAAGGUUCUUGGUUAACUGAAUAACAAGCAUGAUCAAUUCCAUAUGUAUUAAGAGUUUACAGUGCACUUAUGGCAAGAAAAGCCAUCUGGUGAGCAGGAAAUUCAUGAGCUCUGAAAAGUUAUUUCUACCUUUCCUUAUGAACUUAAUGACUUAAAUAUUUAACUAAGGACAUAGGGACUACAGAAAUGUUCCAGAAAAUGGAAGCUCUAACGAGCUACAUUUGUAGAUUUGUUACACUGAGAGGCCAAAACAGGAGGUUGGAAAGACCAUCAAUGGCAGAGAACAAAAAUGCAGAAUACUUACUAGCUUGUGUUAUCCUGUCUCUUCCUCCCUUUGGCCACCAUUCCCAAAUCCCCUCUACUUCACCUCUCACUUUCUCACCAAAAGGUCACUUUUAUGGACGAGUUUUAAGUGUUUGGGCUAAGACGAACUAUUAGUUUGGAGUUUAGAAUGCAUGGGAUUUUGGGUUAAGGGGCAUGUGCUGUUCUCCAAAGUAUGGUAUUGUUUAACAAAGAUUCUAUUCAGUUAAGUCUUCAGUUGCACUCCCGUUUGUUUUGGUCUGUACCAUUACUACUCCCUUCUGUUAGUUAAUGUGCCUGAAUUAAAUAUCUUGGAUAGCACAGACCUGGGAGACAGUUAUUUACAGUCAUUUCUCACAUCUACAAGUAUUAUUCACAAUUACAAGUGUCUAGUGCCAAAUUUGUACAGACCUGUAGUGGAUUUAGAUUUCAGUGGAUUUUAAUCAUAUUUCUUGUGUCCAGUCUGUUCUCCAGUACAUUGAAUGAAACAGUGGACCUGCCUCCUUGAGUGGGCCUAUAUGAGGGUAGUUGUAAAAGUUCUGAAAAAUUCAGAGCAUAUUUAGGACCAUAAUAUCAAAGCAUUGUGCAGUCCCUACCCUGUGACCAUACAUGGUAAUACUCUUUACUUUUUGGAACAUGUGUUUCUCUUCUAGGAAAACUUGUUUUGAGAAAAAGCCAUCCUUCUGUGUGUUAUAUUCAGUACAAAAUAAUUUUGUUUUGUUGUUUUUCAACAAAGAUCGACAAAACUCUGUACAUGGAGAAGAGCUGUUUGUUAUUCCCAAACUCAACAAUACCCCUCCCCAAAAUAUUUAGUUUUUCCAAUUUUAACAAAUAAAGGGGAAUAGUUUAGUCUGUCUUUCAAUAGCUAUCAUCAGUUCCAUGAGUUGAAAGUAUCAUUUGUGUUUUGUGCUAAGAAGGGUGAAACUCUUUAGUACUUUUUGAUUUGCAUUUUAAUGACUUGAGUUUGUAUUCUUUAAGAGCAUUCCUUCACAUGUCAGUGUUUAUCAAGUAUAGAAAACUUUCUAGCAAUUCAAAACAUUGAAAAGCUUACAGUUGAGUGUGUAUGCAAAAAAUAACGAUCCUGUUAAAAAAGUGUCCUUUUAAUUCUUCCUUUAUAUUGUGGUGGGAUUUUUUAAACAUGUAUUAAAUUAAUUUUACAUGCUUUUGCAUUUUUUUAAAUUAAUGCAUUGAGAGGCAUUAGCAAAAUCACAGUUCCCUUGAAACUGUGGCUAUGUGAAUAUAUGUUUGCAUAGAACAUGUAAUUCAUAUAAUGUGUAUGUUAUGUGUGACACUAAAUAUAUUAAUUUUUUAAUAGGUAGAGUAGAGUAGAUAGAGAGUUAGCACUGGAGUCAGGAAGACCUGGAUUCAAGCCCUGCAUCUGACACAUACUGCGACCCUAGAUAAAUUUAUUUAAGUUCUCCUUGCCCUAGGCAACUCUCCAAGACUAUGAGUUUCAGAGAAGGUUCUGACCUGUAUUAAUAGAGGAAGUUUCCUAGGCUUAUGAAAUCACUGAGCCAUUCUCCUUCCUCAUAUUUCCACAUAGAAUACAGUGUGCAGCAAUCACAUAACAUCUGUAUAUUCCACAUGCAAAUAUCCUGGUUGAGUUCUUGACUCAAAACAAAAUUCAUCAAUGACAUACAUAACAACUAUAGUUAUUUCCCACCCUAUCUGUCCCCUUCUGCCUCCUUACCUUUCAGGGCAGUGGAGCUAGUAAGGGAAGAGAAAAGGAAAUAGUGAUAUUAAUAGAAUAAUAGAGCUAAAAAGGAAGCCAUCUGGUCCAGUUCCCUCAUUUUACAGAUGAGAAAAUUGACCUCUCCUAACUUCCCAGGUUAAGUGAAUUGUCCAAGCCCAUGUGGGUAACAGGCAUAGUCUAAACUUAGUCCCAGGUUGUCUGACCUCAUAUCCAGUAUUCUAUUUAGCCCACCAUGUUGAGUUCUAUUUUGUAAUAAAACAGAGCUAUGCACUCA